Molecule: messenger RNA, 741 nt
Organism: Sphaeroforma arctica JP610
Lineage: Eukaryota; Ichthyosporea; Ichthyophonida
Exons: 1
Coding region: 1-741 (246 amino acids)
Source: RefSeq, a predicted model, not a curated record
AUGAUCGGCGAGACCAACGUAGCCACAGCCGUCUCCGCGACGGAACUCGCCCGGAGACGUUCGAGGACCAAAUGGACCUCAUUAAUGGUCACCAAUCCCAAGAGAGGAGACCUCCUUGACAAAAUCAACGGGCCUGAACUACCAAUUUUUAGGCUUACCCAGAGGGUUCGUCGCGAUCCGGUGGCUUUCGACUGUUCACGCCUACAACCAUCUUCUACGUCGACCGAGCUUCAGAGAGCACAGUUUCUGUAUGAACAGGAAGUCGAUGCUAGGCAGAUACUUUCCGACAUGAAUCCCAUGGCGGAUACCCCGUUCCCGGACGUUGGACUGAUUCGCCGGUACCUAGCUUCGGUUAAGGAUAUGUCACAACAGAUGCGGCUGGCCGGAAGUCCCUACACGAUUCUCGGCACGUUUUGGAUGGAUCAACUAACCUCAUGGACGAUGGAUUUUACUAAAGCGCUGCAGCGCGUUGCUACGGCGGCACUACCGCACAAAUUUAUUUACGUGCAUUCACAUACAUUGUGGUUCCCAGUGGAAAACAUGUAUAUGGUGAAUGGUAUGCGGCUACCGCGUUACCAGGACCACGGGGGCACGCUUGACUUUGCGAACCCGGUGGCGCCCACGGUCCCAGUUACCUUUGGGGAUAGAGCGGCUCCACACUCAAGUGAUCAGCCACGGAAGGGAUACUCGUGGCAUUUUAUAGAAAUGGGUAUCAGGCAGGAUGCCGCUAAGCGGAACUGA